This is a messenger RNA of Colossoma macropomum (tambaqui), 3436 nucleotides long. It is a transcript of the gene marchf9, whose product is annotated as membrane-associated ring finger (C3HC4) 9. Gene Ontology annotation, molecular function: ubiquitin-protein transferase activity; zinc ion binding. The transcript has 4 exons. NCBI's taxonomy places the organism in Eukaryota, Metazoa, Chordata, Actinopteri, Characiformes, Serrasalmidae. Gene Ontology annotation, biological process: protein ubiquitination. Bases 1634 to 2671 code for a protein of 345 amino acids. The record is from RefSeq and is a predicted model, not a curated record.
UGCAGUAUGUAGGGGAACGAAUGUGCAGUAUGUAGUGGUUUGGUUCGGUUUGGGACGCAGCAGGUCAGUCAUAUUUCCCGCGGUCCGUUUGGCAGCCCACGUGGUCAACACGUCACCACGACGAGAUCAGCAUCUUGGACAGCGGCGCCUGUCAAGAAAAAAAGAGAGAAAGGAAGGAAGGAAAAAAACGACGGAAAACGGCGGAAUUUCCCUCGUUUGGAUUAGAAGAGGAGGAGAAGGGUGACGAUGAGCGUGAAGGGGUAGAGAUGAGCGGCUGUAAACGCGCCCUCGAACAGCGCGGCUUCGGUCGGUGAGACGUCCAUUUCGACGAAGGAAGGCGAGAGAGAGAGAGAGAGAGAGAGACGCGGUAUUAUUAUUAUCAGCGCUGUUAUUAGUGCAGUCAUUACAGCUCGUCUCUGCUUUUCACAUCUGACCAGCCUGUGUGUGUGUGUGUGUGUGCGCGUGCGUGUGCGCGCGCUCUCCACUCUCUCUCUCUCUCUCUGAUGAUCUGUUUUUUAUUCUGAUGUCUGCGGGCUCCAUCUUUCUUUGAACGUUGCGGGGAUCGCUCGGGGACGGUGAUGGACACCAUCAUCAUCAUCAUCAUCGCGGAGAGGAGCUGCCGGGAUGUUUUUCUCUCUCGUGAGCUCCGUCCACUAGCCUGCUCUCGCGCUGUGUGAAAUGCCAGCUGGGCGCGCGCUGAGCUCGGUGGCUAUCGGGGCUAUCGGACGGGCCUGUGCGUGCGGGAGCCCGGGAGAGGAGGAGGAGGAGAGAAACUCGGCGUGAGAGGAAGAACAGAGGAGGAGAGGAGAGGCGAGAGGGGGAGAGAGGGACUGCGAUGCUGAACAAUGAGAGCGGAGUGUGCGCGGCUGGGAUCGAGCCUCAGCCAUGGCGCUGGGGGGAUGCUGCUCUGAGGCGUCCUGCGCGCGCGGGCUCGCGGAGAGCUGGGGGUGCUUUUGAUCUCCCCUUCUAGGCUAAAAACAGAAAGACAGAAACCCGGGGCGAUGCACGCGCCGACGCCUGUUUACAGCGCGAGCACCUAACAGGAGAAAAAGAAAACGCUGCUGCUGCUGGACGGACUAAAGAGGGGGGGGGGUUUAAAAGAGGAGGCCGAAUCGGGGGAGGGGGGGGGGUCGCUCAUCCGCACUAACGCGCGCACAUACCGUCAGACAGAUAGAGCAGAGAGCAUUUACUGAAACCUGAGUGAGAUCAAGGCUCUGAGUGAGAUGUAGGCUGACUGCUAGAAUUAAAUAGGCUAGCAAGAAGGGAGACAACUCAACACUAUCACCACUAAUAACAACAAUAAUAACAAUAAUAACCCAAAAAUAAUACUGAUAUCAGGCCUGGAGAGGAGCACCACCAACAACAACACCACUAACAGGACAGCAGACAAUAAUAUUAAUAAUACUAGAAAUAACAGGCCUAAGAAAAUAAGCCAUCAACGUUUAUUACAGCAAACACGGAGACAUCACUGAUAUACAGCAAUAUUAAUGAUAGUACAACAAUAAUCAACAACAACGACAAUAGCAGGUGUGUUAUCAAUAACAGGACAACAACAGUAAUAAACAGCAGCAGCGGUCCGGUCCUUCGCUCCGCUCCUUCCUCGGUUCCCCUCCGCCCCCGCAUGUAGAGAACCAUGUUUAAGAACCGGCUCCGCAUGUUCUUCGAUGAACUCAAGGUGCUGCUGUUCAUGCGAUCCGGUUCCCGCCAGGCCGAGGCGCGCGCGCAGCCCAUGAGGGGCGGCGUGGGGGUGGGUGUGGUAGGGGGGGGCUGCGGGUGUCCCGCCUUCAUCCGCUGCGCCGCGCGGGACCACCACGACGACGCGGAGGAGUACUACGGCAGCGAGCCGCGGCCCAGGAGCCUCGCCUUCGAGGAGAAAGAGGCGCGGCUGCCCGCGGGUCCGGACGCGGUGUCCCUCAGCAGCAGCACGGCCAGCGGAGCGCGCACGCCCCAGUGCAGGAUCUGCUUCCAGGGGCCCGAGCAGGGGGAGCUGUUGAGCCCAUGCCGCUGUGACGGCUCAGUGCGCUGCACUCAUCAGCCUUGUCUGAUUCGCUGGAUCAGCGAGAGAGGCUCUUGGAGCUGUGAACUCUGCUACUUUAAAUACCAAGUGCUGGCUAUCAGCACCAAAAACCCACUGCAGUGGCAGGCCAUCUCUCUGACUGUAAUCGAGAAGGUCCAGAUUGCGGCCAUCAUCCUGGGCUCACUCUUCCUCAUCGCCAGUAUCUCCUGGCUUGUGUGGUCCUCUCUCAGCCCCUCGGCCAAAUGGCAGCGGCAGGACUUGCUCUUCCAAAUCUGCUACGGCAUGUACGGCUUCAUGGACAUCGUCUGCAUAGGCCUUAUUAUCCACGAGGGCUCGUCAGUGUACAGGAUCUUCAAACGCUGGCAGGCCGUCAACCAACAGUGGAAAGUAUUGAACUAUGAAAAGGCCAAGGACCUGGGGGACCCCAUUAGCUCCAGCAGUAAGGCUGGGGCCCGCGGUUCCCGCGGCAACACGCACGGUUUGGCCAGCGGCAGCAGCAGGGGGGGUGGCCAGCGGGUGCGGAGGCUCAGGACUAUCCUCAACCACCACUGCGGCUACACCAUCCUGCACAUUCUGAGCCAGAUCCGGCCCAGCGAUGGACGCCUGGGCACGGCCACCAACCGCGAAGUGGUCAUGCGGGUCACCACCGUAUGAGGCCAGACCCAAGCGGGAUUGCAGAGACAAACUAGCCGCUUUGAGCUUUGAGGGAUAGCCUGGGAGGGCCCAACAGAAGCGAAAGACUUCCCAUUAAUUCUCGCUUUUGUUUCCUGACAAGCCACCCCUUGAAAUGACUGAGGAGAAUCUGAACACGCUAAAAUGCAUAAACACUGGAACUACAUGGUUCUUGGGAAAAAGGAACCGCAAAGAGAACUCCUUUCUUGCGAUCUAGCACAUGCGUUUUUAUUUCGUUCCCUCUCCGGUGUUGUUUUCUACCAGUAUGGUUUUUACUAUGUUUCAUUUUCUAAGGGAGUGUGGUUUAACGAACUGCUAUACUGAGUAUGUUGACUUUAAAAAACAAAAACAAAAAACAAACAAACGAAAAAAAAACAAACAAACAAAAAGGACCGUCGUCGUGGUGAUGUUUACGGAAGAAAAACCAAUGGUAACCAAACAGUUAACAAAGGCACACCAACCAGGGAAUAAAAGAAUUCUUUACAGUAUACCGAUGAAUACAUUUAACGAAAAUAAUAAUGAAAAUAUAACGAAGGGUAGGGUGCAAUAAGAUUAAAAAAGGGGUUAUACAGAGAGUUAAGUACAUUAAUAUUUAAAGGAAUCUGAUCUUCUCCGCAAUAAAGAUACCUGUACAUUUUACAGUGAACUUUGCAUGAGGGUAAAGUUUUAUGCCUCCUCGACACGUGGACAUGAUGAAUCUGUUUUAUUCAGAAUGGUGCUUGUUUUAAUAAACACUACUAUUCAUCA